UUUUUUCUUUUUUUUUUUUUUUUUUUCCAGAACGUCAACGAAGGCAAAAAGAAUUCCAAAGAAUGCAGGUUUGCCCCAGUUUGACGGUAAGGGAAAAGGCGACACAACCUAGGAAGGAUUGCAAAGUGAUCCACUAAUCAGAGGGCUUCGGCCCGUUCAAGUACGUGGUCAUUACUGACCAGUCAGGGUAAUGGUGGCUUGCGUGUACAUAACUCUUAACCCGCGUGGUCCUUUCGUUGGCAGGGACAUCGGCGAAUACCACAGGGUUCCCAUCGCGCUUAGUGUUACGCCCCACUUCCACUCUCACGCACCACACAUGAGGGCAGCCAACGUGUGUUUUGCUCGGGAUCAUGAGACGAAAGCGAGUUUCCUAUUUCCCAUUUUCUCAUUAUGUCUUGGCAUUUAUCCAUGGGCUCGGACUUGGGCUUCUAACUUCGUUGGGCAAGACAUGUCAAGUAGUUAAUCAUUGACUAUCAUUAUCGACUUUCUACUACAAAGCAUAGAUUUAUACUAUGCUAUUCCCCAUCCCAUGAGGUAAAACGGAUUGCGUGUCGAGAUGCCGUUCUCAAGGAAUAAAAUGAAUCCCACCAAUGGAAGCCUGGUGGGCCAUCUCCUACACAGAAGCAAAGAUCUGCCAUCCCUUGCAAUGGAUAAUAGGAUAUCCCUCACAAUCUUUUAACUAAAGCCGAACAUCGUACACAAAAAACGUCAUAGGUAAUUUGAAGUCGUCCCUGUUCAUCUGCAGAUCACUCAGCCCAGUCCCAAAUAAGAACAUGAGGGUGAGCCACCAGACCAACCCUAAUAAAAGAAAGAUAAGUUAGUUUAUUUGUUUCAAGUGGCAACUGAGUCAGAACUCGGGAAAGUCUCAUCCUUUUCCCGUAGGCAGUUGCAAACCUCGGGCAUCCCGUUUCUUCCCGCUUCCAGUCUCGUCAGAAGAUAAAAGCCACAGGGCUCAGUGCGGUCAGAUGCGGUGAAAAUUUUUGGAUUCUAGAACAUCCAUGGAAGCCUUCUAGUCGCCCAACGCCACAUCGAUAGUUGUUUAUUGUAGCUUUUCUGUGUAACUGUACAUUUAAAGUUACUUAUUGUCAUA
Messenger RNA from Aspergillus alliaceus, 1090 nucleotides. RefSeq lists its product as uncharacterized. The coding region runs from base 191 to 463 and encodes 90 amino acids. Lineage: Eukaryota; Fungi; Ascomycota; Eurotiomycetes; Eurotiales; Aspergillaceae. The transcript has a single exon. The record is from RefSeq and is a predicted model, not a curated record.